Messenger RNA from Drosophila bipectinata, 2004 nucleotides. RefSeq names its product CXXC finger protein 1 (gene Cfp1). NCBI's taxonomy places the organism in Eukaryota, Metazoa, Arthropoda, Insecta, Diptera, Drosophilidae. The record is from RefSeq and is a predicted model, not a curated record. Gene Ontology annotation, cellular component: Set1C/COMPASS complex. Gene Ontology annotation, molecular function: zinc ion binding; DNA binding.
CCCCCAUGAGUUCGAGGUUUUUUUUUUGUUAUUGGGACCUGGACGUGAGCACUUGGAGCUGGGCGAGAUCCUAUGGCGGACAAGAAGAAAUACAAGAAAACAAAAGAGGAAAUCCGGCGGGAGAUCGCGAGGGAGUUCGAUCUCCCGGAGCGCAAGUCCAAGAUAGCCACAAUACUCAAGCAGGAGGACCAGGCCUACUGUAUCUGCCGAACAUCUGACUGCUCCCGGUUUAUGAUAGGCUGCGAUGGCUGUGAAGAGUGGUAUCACGGCGAUUGCAUUGGCAUCACGGAGAAGGAGGCCAAGCACAUUAAACAGUACUAUUGCCGGCGCUGCAAGAAGGAGAACCCAGAGUUACAAACCAUAUUCCGGCUGGUGGCCACGGAACGGGCAGCGGCCUCCAAUGCCGCCUCCACUAGCUUAAACGCACCGGGCGGAGCGGGUCCAUCAGGCGCUCCGUCCGGUAGUAAUAGUGGUCCUGGUGGAACAAAUGCGCUGCCUCCGCCUCCAGCGCCGGCGGUGGCGGCGCCGAUGAAGCGGAAAAACAGCAGCGCCCGAGAACCGAAGAUGGGGAGGCGGUGUGGCACCUGCGAGGGCUGCCGCAGGCCCAAUUGCAACCAGUGCGACGCCUGUCGGAUACGGGUGGGACACAAGCCGCGCUGCAUUUACCGCACCUGCGUCGCCCAGGCGGCUGCCGAUGCACAGCCCACUACCUCGGGCGCUGGCCGGAAAAGGGAAAAGGCGGGCGCGGCCGCUGCAAAGGAUCGUAAGCUGAACGGCGUGAGCGGCCCACGAGCGCCUAGCCCGGAGGUGUUCAUCAAUCCUGAGUUGGAGGGUAUGCGCCAGUGCCACGGACCAGGCUGCUGCUGCCAGGCGCGACCCCAGAGCAAGUACUGCAGCGACAAGUGCGGCUUCAAUCUGGCCACGAAUCGGAUUUUUCAGGUUUUACCACAGCGUCUGCAGGAGUGGAACCUAACGCCCUGCCACGCCGCCGAGGCGAACCGGAAGCAACUAGACCAGAUUCGUCAGAAGCAGUCCAUGGUGCGCUUCGCCCUCGCCGAGCUGGAGAAGCGCUGCGAGGAGCUGAACAUGGUGGUGGACCGAGCCAAGCGCAGCUCCAUCGACACCCAGCGACCCCACGACAGCGCCGACGGCGGGGAGGACGAGCAAAGUAUGUACUGCAUCACCUGCGGCCACGAGAUUCACUCGCGCACGGCCAUCAAACACAUGGAGAAGUGCUUCAACAAGUACGAGUCGCAGGCCAGCUUCGGCAGCAUCUUCCAGACCCGAAUGGAGGGCAACAACAUGUUCUGUGACUUCUACAACCAGGCCAGCAAGACGUACUGCAAGCGCCUGCGUGUCCUCUGCCCCGAGCACAGCAAGGACCCCAAGGUACUGGACACGGACGUGUGCGGCUCGCCCCUGGUCAACAACGUGUUCAAUCCCACGGGAGAGUUUUGCCGGGCGCCGAAAAAAAACUGCUUCAAGCACUACGCCUGGGAGAAGAUACGCCGGGCGGAGAUCGACUUGGAGCGGGUGCGGCAGUGGCUGAAGAUGGACGACCUGAUGGAGCAGGAGCGCACGCUUCGCCAGCAGCUCACCUCGCGGGCCAAUCUGCUGGGACUGAUGCUGCAUUCCACCUACAAUCACGAGGUGAUGGACGAGCUGGUGCGCAAGCAGCAGGAGCAUCUGGCGGAGUUCGAGAAGCAGAAACGCCGUCAGCAGCACCAGCAGCAGUUGCAGGCCCAGCAGGCUGCCUUCCAGGAAAAACAGAAGCAGCAACAGCAGCAGCCACUGUCGCAGAAACAGCAACCCCAGCAGAAGUCCAACCAGCAGCAACAGCAGCCCCAACAACAAAAACAACAACAACAACAACAAUUACAACAAAAGCCACAACAGCAACCUCAACCUCAACCACAUCAGCAGCAGAUCGUGCAACAGCCACAGCCCCACUUGCUGCAGCCACUCCAGCCACAAACGCCACUCAUCUUCCAGCGAAAAUCGUAG